Messenger RNA from Dunckerocampus dactyliophorus (ringed pipefish), 1778 nucleotides. It is a transcript of the gene slc66a1, whose product is annotated as solute carrier family 66 member 1. The transcript has 8 exons. Lineage: Eukaryota; Metazoa; Chordata; Actinopteri; Syngnathiformes; Syngnathidae. The coding region runs from base 145 to 1077 and encodes 310 amino acids. The record is from RefSeq and is a predicted model, not a curated record.
AAAACACUUGACCUGUGGAAUGGAACCACGGAAGAGCUGACUUGUCGAUACUUAGUCAGCAGUCUGCCCACGUUCGGCUGACAACGUAGGAAAUUAUUUCCUUCUCUCUUUUUUGGGAUUGGAUUACAUCGUCUUUAAAAGAUUAUGUUAACGCACAGAGUCCUCACACAUGGACCUUCUGGGUCGGCCUCAGGUGGAAACUUUACUACGUUGUGCCCCAAUGGGUCCGAAUGGGUCUGGGAAGGUCUCGGCGAAUGCGCCCAGGACGCUAGAGACAUGGCCAGCAUCUACCUUGGCCUGCUGUCCAUUCUCUGCUUCAUGAUGUCUUCGCUGCCGCAGUACUACAGCUCCUGCAAAACGGGUAAUAUGGACAGUGCCCUCUCCAUUUGGUUUCUGCUGCUGUGGCUGGGAGGCGACACCUGUAAUUUGGUUGGCUCCUUUUUGGCAGACCAGCUUCCACUUCAGACGUAUACCGCUGUUUACUACGUUUUGGCAGACUUGCUGAUGCUGGCCAUGUACUUAUACUACAAGAUGAAGAACAAAAUGGUUGAAAACAGGAGGGUUUUACACGUGGUGGGCGUGGUCUGCAUCCUGAGCUUCACUACAGGCCUCAGCCAUCUCCCAGGGUCGGGCGCUGCCCGACAGGAAGUGGUACCCCUUGGGUACAGGGGGCGCACGUUGCUCUCCAACACUAAUCUUGGCGCUGUCAGGUCCUUCACCCCAAAAGAGAUCAUUGGUUUCGCCAUUGGCUCCGUGUCGUCUGUGCUCUACCUGUUUUCCAGACUUCCUCAGAUGUACACCAAUUUCAAGAGGAAGUCCACCGAGGGAGUCUCUUACUUCCUCUUUGCACUGGUCAUCCUGGGAAACACCACGUACGGCCUGAGCGUGCUGCUGAAGAACCCAGAUCAGGGCCAAGGAGAGAACAGCUACGUCAUCCAUCACCUGCCCUGGCUCAUUGGCAGCCUUGGAACGCUCUCCCUGGAUCUCUGUAUUUCCAUCCAGUUCAUCAUGUACCGCAACGCUGCAAUGAGGCUGGAUGCCAGUACCCUAGAGACAACUCCUCUGAUGGGGAGCUAAACUCCCACUAAACCACUCAAUCUUCAAGAGCCCAAAAUCACAAUGAAAAGUUGAUUUUAAUUGUAUAGUUUUAUUUAUUCUACUAAUUGUUGUGAUUUUACCAGACAGAUGUUAUUCCUGGCAUUUCCGCUGAGGUCCAGGCUUAGUUUUAAAACAGAAUAAGAGGUUUUCAAGACGUCUUGACUGGAAGAAAAAAACAAAUCUCCCGUCUUGAUGUGUUAAAUCUCUUUUAAGACUUUCAACACAACCUCAAAGAAAUAUUUUAAAAGUUGCCAAACACUUGCUGCUGCAUGAAUUCCUGUGAUCUUGUAUGCAGAACAACUGUAACUUGAAUCUUUCUUUUAAUUUUUUUUAUUAUUUUGACUUGUAAAUGUAGACAUCUUUACAGUCGUACGUUUUUAGUCAUCAAGUGGAUGUAAUCAUCAAAAAAUGGUGCUUUUUGUUUUUGUGUAUUUUAAUUCCAUUUCAAAAUUUUGUUUUAUGAUGCUUUUAUUUGACUUAUGUUUUUUUAACGCAGACACAUGACCAGUUGUAUUUGCACUGGUGAUCACUUAACAGGUAUUCACUAUAUUAUUAUGCAUGUUUAUUUUACAGUUUUACUGGACAUUCUCACUUUUUUUGCACACUUGUUUGUACUUUAGAAGGGAAAAAAAGUUUUCUUAGGUCAGUGUACUGUUAAAAAAAUAAAACAUUUAAUUCUG